AGGGACCUGGGGUUGUUUAGUCUGGAGAAGAGGGGCCUGAGGGGCUGACACAAGAAGUGGUUACUAUUACAAAAAGUGGAGUAUUUUCGAUUUAAGCUGAAGCAGAGUUAAGUUUCAUCUGAGUGAUUGUACUUUUUUUUGGAAGUUAGACAGAAUGUCUGUCUGGCAGCGUGUUUUCUUUCAAGCAGCGCUUUCCCAGGCACCGUUUAUUCUUUGGAGAUGAUAACGCCUUGUGUUCAGUGUGAUCACCUCUGUUUGCAGUCUCUCCUUAUCUCUAAUAAUAUCUCCAGCAGAGCUGGAGCCAGCUCCAAAUCAGCAAGGCUUCUGACUGUUGUGAAGUUCAUAAUAACAUUAAAAUUAGUCCUUGGAAAGGAGUAGAAUAUGCGUAAGAUUUCUGGGAAAAUAUAUCUAUAUGCAUCUAAGUUGGAAUUCUGGCUGCCUGGGUCCAGCCCUUCCCCUCCUGGACCUGGCACAGCCCAGUCCCAGCUGCAGGAAUCUCGGGGGUUAGGAUGGGAAGUGUGGUGGCUGUACUGGUUCCUGGCCAGGCUUGGGUGGCCCAGCCAGACAAACCCCAGUAGUCUACAGAUGGAGGUGUUUAAAAGGAUAAUGGCUGGUACACAAAACCUUUCAGUUUAAAUAAACUCAGCUUCCUGUUGGGAAAAAUAGAGAGGGAAAGUACCCCCCUCAUCAUCCCAUUUAAAGCUUGGCUGUGCGUUCUUCAACAGCCACUCCUUGCCUUUAUGCUGACUGAAGGCAGAUGUAACGUUGUGUUAUUGAGGACUACAGCAGCUUCCUACUUUGUUUAGAUUGCAUCUCAAGGGGUUGAUGCAGGCUGAUGUUGCUUUUGAUAUAGUCUGGGCUCUGACUGAAGUCUCUACCCUUACACUAUGCUAGCAUUAUGUCUGGGAUCAGGAGAGAUAUCUUGAGCCCAUCUGGAAAGGACACAGCCUGCUGCUCUGAGAGGAAGGUGUCACUUUGGAUUUUGUUUUCCACAUUAGCCAAACAGCUUAUUUAUCUUUUGAGAUUUUCAGUCUUCUUCCUGGGAGAAGUGACUUUCGAAUGGGAUUAGUCUGCGUUUGCUAGUGUUACUAUCUGUUAUAGGUGCUUAGUUUGUGUUGCACGUGCAUGCAAGGCCAGCUGUGAGGCACUAUAACCUAUAGCAUAUAUCCAAGUUCUUCCGCUCCUUACCUGGUUUGCAUCGUAGGUGGCAUUAGUGCCAGUUCCUACCAGAGCAGCUCAGACAAGAAACAGAGUUGUCCUGUUCUGACCUUGUUUGCGGUUUCCAAGAGAGAGGGAUUCCUAGUGCAUAGAGCCGGAAGGACAGCGAGUCAAAAUCACUCCAGCCCUGACUGGAAGCAACUGAGUUAAAUCUGGUUUACUGCUGCUGCGGAAAUGGGGGAGUACGGAGUCGCUCCAGGCCAGCGCGUGGCCAUCAUCUGGGACAGUUCCUCACCAGUUGAAGCCUUGAAAGAUUUGGUGGAUAAAAUUCAGGCUCUGGUGGGAGCUGAUAAUCGUGUCGCUGUGGAAAACGUUAACCAGCUGUCUCUGUCUGCUCACAAAGAGUCUAGUUUUGAUGUAAUUCUCUCUGGUGUGGUACCAGGCAGUACUGCACAGCACAGUGCAGAGGUACUGGCUGAAAUAGCUCGGAUACUUAAGCCAGGGGGCCGUGUCCUCCUGAAAGAACCGGUAGUUACAGAAUCAGGAAACAACAGCAGAAUCAAGACAGCAGCCAAACUCCCCACAGCUUUGACCCUCUCCGGCUUGGUGGAAGUGAAGGAGCUGCAAAAAGAAGCAUUGACCCCAGAGGAGGCCCAGUCGGUCCAAGACCAUUUGGGUUACCAAGGCAAUGACCUUCUCAUUGUUCAGAUUGAAGGCAGGAAGCCCAAUUUUGAAGUGGGAUCCUCAAGUCAGCUCAAGCUUUCCUUUGCCAAGAAACUUGGUCCUUCGGGAAAACCCUCUGUGGACCCAACCACUGCCAAGCUGUGGACCCUCUCUGCCAAUGAUAUGAAUGAUGAAGAGAUGGAUCUUCUGGACUCUGAUGAGCUGUUGGAUUCAGAGGAUUUGAAAAAGCCGGAUCCAUUGUCCCUCAGAGCUCCAUCCUGCAAAGAAAUGGGCAAAAAGAAAGCCUGCAAGAACUGCACAUGUGGCCUGGCUGAAGAGCUGGAACAGGAGAAGAAGAAGAAUUCACAGCCCAAAUCUGCCUGUGGAAAUUGCUACCUGGGGGACGCGUUCCGCUGUGCCAGCUGCCCUUACCUGGGGAUGCCCGCCUUCAAGCCCGGGGAGAAGAUUCUCCUGGAAGAAAACCAGCUGCAUGAUGCUUAACAAAGACAUCCCUGGGUGUCCUGCAAAGGACUCCUCUGCUUUUCCAUCAGUCUGGUGUUCUUCCUGCCGUCCUCCUCAUCCUCUCAAACUCAUGUUCUCUGGCCAAUACUCCUUAGGGAGAGUGACACUGCUGUGAGCUCAUCACUUGUAAUCAGCCUUGGACUACCUGAUAAUCUUUGGUGACAAGUGGUCUCCUAUGUAUUAGACUUCAUGUUAUGCCUUGUAGCUGGCUUGACUCGAUACCGGGAUGCUGGCAGUUACCGCGUGUUCCACCAGCAGAGGGAAGUGUCUCCAAGUGUCAGGUUGACCACCUGUGCCUGUGGCAGGAAAGGUGCUUCCUCACGCCUGUGUCAUACAGCUCUAAUUUGCUCUGAUUUUCCCUAAUCAAUCAGCAGCUCUGGCUCACUCUCAGGGUGACCCUCAGCUCCUGCUCUCUUUGAAAUUUGAGCCUGCAGUUCCUUUACCAUGUGGAGGUGGCUCAGCAGCUCUUGUUGCAAGUCAGGAGCAGUGAGUACACUUAGCAACAUGUGCUUUUAGAACUCCUUUUAGAACAUGUGAGAACUCCUUGGUAAAGUCUGGCAGGCAUGACAGGUUUCCAAGUGUUUUGGGAGCCUGCUCUUGAUACACACUGCCCCCACCUAUUUCCAUCAAAAUGUCAAAAGAUGCAGGCCCAGUGAGAAAAUUCCUGCCUAUAAGGCAAGGAGCAGAUUAAAUUAGAUCUGUCUUGUCCUCCUACACCCUUCUGUCCCUGUGAACUGACAUCACAAGGGCGAUCUGACCUCUCUUGGUGGUUACCAAGUGAGUUACCUGCUUGCAGUAUCCAAUAAGAACAUAGCAAUAAUUUAAUUUCUAGGUGAUCUGUGGUCACUCUCUACUCCCACUCUGCGAGAUACUGACUACUUUAUUUAUUUGCAUAAUUACUCACGGUGAAGCAUCUGCACAGAUGCAGGAUGAGGGAGCUGUUAAUGUUCUGCGUUGGGCUUCCUUCACACCAAGGGAGGGAGAAGAGGGAAACCCAAAGUCAAUAUCUCAGUGGGGAUUGCUUUGUUGGGGGCUCUUGCUCUACGGGAUGUGGCUGCUACUUGUGCUACAUGAGUUACACAGCUCGCAGAGCAGGCUGGGGUGAAAGGCUGUUCUGUUCUUGAAAUAAAGGUGACCAAUUAUAAAGCAUUUGUUU
Messenger RNA from Cuculus canorus (common cuckoo), 3499 nucleotides. It is a transcript of the gene CIAPIN1, whose product is annotated as cytokine induced apoptosis inhibitor 1. Gene Ontology annotation, cellular component: cytoplasm. Gene Ontology annotation, biological process: iron-sulfur cluster assembly. The coding region runs from base 1393 to 2322 and encodes 309 amino acids. Lineage: Eukaryota; Metazoa; Chordata; Aves; Cuculiformes; Cuculidae. Gene Ontology annotation, molecular function: iron-sulfur cluster binding. The transcript has 9 exons. The record is from RefSeq and is a predicted model, not a curated record.